This is a messenger RNA of Oncorhynchus nerka (sockeye salmon), 6404 nucleotides long. RefSeq names its product collagen, type XXVIII, alpha 2a (gene col28a2a). Gene Ontology annotation, molecular function: serine-type endopeptidase inhibitor activity. The transcript has 37 exons. NCBI's taxonomy places the organism in Eukaryota, Metazoa, Chordata, Actinopteri, Salmoniformes, Salmonidae. The record is from RefSeq and is a predicted model, not a curated record. Bases 164 to 3955 code for a protein of 1263 amino acids.
ACACUGGGUCUCAGGAUGUCUAUCACUGCUGCUACACACUCAGGAAGCAAACUGGAACCUUCCAUCACUGCUGUUCUUCUCUAACUACCUGCACAAGACCAGCAUUUUGGACAUUGCACCUCACCCGGAUCUGCAGCAGGCAGAAAAAGGCUUUGGAUUGACAAUGUUGUUCCCUGCUGUGACCUGGUUCCUGUUGGUAGCAGGGCUGUUGAGUGUCUGGGCUCAGGACUACUAUGAAGAGAGAACAGUGAACAAGAGACCCAGGGGCAGGGGGGCCCAACUGCAAGCUCCAGCCAUUGCAACUAACGUGCAAAAACAUAAUGGACAAGCCAUUUUAGAUGAGGACUGCGGUCUGGAGCUUACCUUUCUGCUGGACAGCUCUGAGAGUGCCAAGGAGAACCAUGAGCAGGAGAAGCGCUUUGCCAUGGAUGUGGUGGACAGGCUCCAGGCCGCCCGUCUGCAGACCGGGCGCAGUCUGAGCUGGAAGGCGGCCCUGCUGCAGUACAGCAGUCACGUCAUCAUCGAGCAGACCUUCAAGCAGUGGAGGGGCACCGACAACUUCAAGUCCCACAUCACCCCCAUUGUCUACAUCGGCCACGGCACCUACACCACCUACGCCAUCACCAACAUGACCAAGAUGUACCUGGAGGAGUCCAGCCCAGGCAGCAUCAAGGUGGCCAUGCUGCUCACUGACGGCAUCUCCCACCCCAGGAACCCAGACAUCUUCUCAGCUGCCGCUGACGCCAAGAACCAGGGGGUGAAGUUCUUCACGGUGGGCAUCACCCGCGCAGCCAACGAGUCAGCCAACGUCGCCCAGCUGAGUUUGUUGGCCAGUUCUCCUGCCUCCCGAUACCUCCACAACCUGCAGGAUAUUGACAUUGUGGAGAAAGUCCUCAAAGAAAUUACUGACCUGGCUGAUGAAGGGUGUCCCCCGGCCCAACAAUGUGCCUGUGAGAAGGGCGAAAGAGGACUCAGUGGCUUAGCCGGGAAGAAGGGUCGCCCUGGAGAUGAUGGAGCCCCUGGUCUCAAAGGAUUGAAGGGAGAGGGAGGACUAAGUGGACUUCCAGGUCAGGAUGGCGGAGAAGGAAAAUCUGGUUACAAAGGAGAGAAGGGUGAGAGAGGCGAGUGUGGCACUCCGGGAAUGAAAGGGGACAGGGGUCCUGAGGGCCCAAUGGGCACCAGAGGAGUCAGAGGUCUCCAGGGUUUACCCGGUCCACAGGGUGAUGUUGGACCUGAGGGCCCUCAGGGUAAGAAGGGUGAUCGGGGUCAAGCUGGCCCGGCCGGAAUUCAGGGAGAAAAUGGUAUUGGACUUCCUGGACCAAAGGGUGAUCUGGGAUUCCAGGGAAAACCCGGCCCCCCUGGUCCGACAGGGUUGAGUGAAUAUGGCCAGCCAGGGCCUCAAGGGCCACAAGGUUUUCAAGGGGAGAAAGGACCCCACGGAGAAGGGCUCCCUGGGCCAAAGGGAGACCGGGGGCUGGCCGGACCGAGGGGGCCAAGAGGACAGACUGGUGCAGGAAUCAAAGGAGAAAAGGGUGAGUUCGGGCCUCCAGGUCAUCCAGGACUUGUUGGACUUACAGGAGCGGGCAUCCAGGGGGAGAAGGGAGUGGAGGGUCCCAGAGGUCCACCUGGAGGCAGAGGACCUCAAGGAGAGGGCUUACCUGGACCUAAGGGUGAUCAAGGUUUCCCCGGAGAGCUCGGAGCUACAGGGGAGAGAGGUGUUGGUGAGCCAGGGCCAAAGGGUGAGCUUGGUACAUCUGGCCUGGCUGGCUUACCUGGUCUUCCAGGCGAGGACGGGGCUCCAGGACAGAAGGGUGAGGCGGGUGUAGCUGGUAUAAGAGGUCCUGAUGGAGCAGCAGGGAUCGGCACCCAGGGCGAGAAGGGAGACCAGGGUCAGAGGGGCAUCCGUGGAUUACAUGGACCUCCUGGCAUGACCGGACCCUCAGGGGCAAAGGGGGAGCCUGGCACACCAGGCCGACUGGGCAUGCCAGGACUACCGGGACGGGCCAUUGCAGGUCCCAAGGGUGAUCUAGGCCCACCUGGUCCCUCUGGGCCGACUGGAGAGACAGGCUAUGGGCUACCUGGGCCAAAGGGUGACCGUGGUAAUCCUGGUCCAUCAGGACCUUUUGGAUCCAAAGGUGAAGGUUUCCCUGGCCCAGUGGGUCCUCCAGGCCUUCCAGGUCUACAGGGAGAGCAGGGCCCUGAGGGCAUUGGCAUCCCAGGACCUAAGGGAGACAUUGGCUUCAGAGGAUUGCCAGGUUUGUCAGGCCCAAAAGGAAAGGGUGUGCAAGGACCACCGGGUAACAUUGGAAGGAAAGGACCCCCUGGUCCAAAUGGGCCCCCAGGGGAAGGUCUGCAGGGCCCCAAGGGUGAGCAGGGGUCUCAGGGUGUGACAGGGCCAAGGGGACCCAUAGGGGAAGGAUUCCCAGGAGGUAAGGGUGACCGUGGCUUGCAGGGUGAGAGAGGAAAUAAGGGUGUAAAGGGGGGCAUGGGAGAUUCUGGGGUUCCUGGAGAGUCUGGGAGGCCAGGAGUAAAGGGUGAAGUGGGGCUUACAAGAGAAGACAUCAUUAAAUUGAUCAAGGAAAUAUGUGGAUGUGGAAUCAAGUGCAAGGAGAGGCCAAUGGAGCUUGUAUUCGUCAUUGACAGCUCAGAGAGCGUUGGUCCGGAAAACUUUGAAAUCAUCAAGGACUUCGUCACAGCUCUGGUGGACCGUACCACUGUUGGACGUAACGCCACCAGAAUUGGAUUAGUCCUGUACAGUCUGGAUGUCCACCUGGAGUUCAAUCUGGCACGCUACAUGACCAAACAAGAUGUCAAGCAGGCCAUCAGGAAGAUGUCCUACGUGGGUGAGGGAACCUAUACUAGCACCGCCAUCCGGAAGGCUACUCAGGAGGCCUUCUACAGUGCCCGUACUGGGGUUAGGAAAGUGGCCAUUGUUAUCACAGAUGGACAGACAGACAAACGAGAGCCUGUGAAGCUGGACAUUGCUGUGAGGGAGGCCCAUGCUGCCAACAUUGAGAUGUAUGCACUGGGGAUUGUCAACACCUCAGAUACAACCCAGGCCGAGUUCCUGCGUGAACUAAAUCUGAUCGCCUCUGACCCUGACAGUGAACAUAUGUACCUCAUCGACGAUUUCAACACUCUACCAGCUCUGGAGUCAAAGCUUGUUAGCCAGUUCUGUGAGGAUGAGAAUGGAGCCCUUGUGUUGAAUCGCAACACUAAUGGCUUUGGAAGAAAUGGGAACAACGGCUAUGGGAACAACGGACAGGGGAAUAACGGACAUGAGAAUAACGGACAUGAGAAUAACGGACAUGGGAACAACGGACAUGGGAACAACGGACAGGGGAAUAACGGACAUGGGAAUGGGAACAACGGACAGGGGAAUAACGAACAUGGAAACACCUAUAAUGAGGAUCCUAUCCUAAAUCCAAGUGGACGCACCAGUUCCCAGAGUCACAUCAGAGGCCGUGGAGAUAACUUUGUUCUGCCCCUCAAUGCUGGACCACUCCCAGUGCAGGUGGAUGAUGAAGAGGGUGAAGAUUUAGACGUCAGGACCUACGUGCGAACAGGUAGUACUGUGGCUGUAGCUAACGAAACAGUAUCCAUCUUCCCUGCAAAGGAAAGCUCCCACUCCAACACAGCUGUCUCGUCAUCAGGAUCAGCAUCAUCAUCCUCAGGAACAACAGGUUCAGCUUCAUCAUCCAGCGAGGGCCAAUUUCAGCCUGUAUCAAUUCCUAUCCCUAAUUCUAUUUCCCCCCAAUCCGUCUCGCUCAAUCCCCGCUGUAACCUGAGUUUGGACCAAGGCACCUGUCGAGAGUACAACAUCCAGUGGUAUUACGACAAACAGGCCAAUUCCUGUGCCCAGUUCUGGUAUGGAAGCUGUGAAGGAAAUGCCAACCGCUUUGAGACAGAGGAUGUGUGUAAAAAGACCUGUGUUCUAUCUAGAACAGCGGGUUAAAACAGGCAGAUGAUCAAUCAACUCAUCAGAACAAUCUGCCAUGGAACCAACUAAGCAAAGUGCAGAGGACGUUUAAUAAUAGUGUACUACUGAUAUUUAAAAAUGGUAUAUUUACAACAGGCAUUUAUCAUUGGAAAUAGCGUUAUUUUUGCAGCUCUCUGUGUCUCUCUCUCUUGAGGUGUAGAGAAUAAGGGAAGGACAUGCCACUUCUAGAUUUCAUGAAGUUGCCUUUCUUUUCAGAUGUAUGGUUAUCUGUGGACUAUAUUUACAGAAGUCUGAAUUUGUGAAAAAAAUAUAACGUUGCUAUGGUAACUGUUUUAUUACAUUUGAAAAGUGAUCCUAUACCUUACUCUUAUUAUAUUGAUGUUGGAUUAACUAAUCCAUUCAAUACCUCAAUGUUACUCAACCGUAAGCUGUACUGAACAAAGAGGAUAGGUUCAAGCCCAGCGUUUGUCAUUUCAGGUUUACCUGAGAAAAACAUCACACAAUACAAUUCUCAUACCUCUUAGCCAUAAGCACAUUGUGCUGCCAUUAUGCUGUCCCACAAUAUCGUUUUAUAAUAUAGGGAUAGUCUUCUAGAAUACAUUUUUUUUUUGUAGUAUACGUCUGAAUUCAGUAAUUGUAUUUUAAAGCAAACUAAAUUAAAUAGGUGCUGUAAUUAUUUUUCUUGUUUGUUUAAUGAUAUGUAUUAGUCCGUUUUAGGGUCACAUACGCCAGGCCUAUAAGUGACAGUAUGCAACUUGACCUAUGUAUUUUUCUUCCAAAGUGUUUUGGGAAAUCGCACGUUGCUGUUGAUGAAUAAGCUAACUUUGAAAUGAAUCACAUUUUUUACAUGUGUACUGGUUUUGAUGAUUUUGUUUUGUAUUUGUUUUUAUUGAUUGAAAAAGGAUAGAUAGAUAGCCAACUUCACAAAACAGUGGGAAGCUUUGGAGUCAACAUGGGCCAGCAUCCCUGUAGAACACCUUUUAGCGUCCAUGCCCUGACGAAUUGAGGCUGUUCUGGAGGCAAAAGAGGGUGCAACUCAAUAUUAGAAAGGUGUUCCUAAUGUUUUGUACACUCAGUGUAUUUGGCCUUGUGUUUUAGGUUGUUUUCCUGCUGAAAGGUGAAUUUGUCUCCCUGUGUCUGUUGGAAAGCAGACUGAACCACGUUUUCCUCUAGGACUUGCCUGUGCUUAGCUAUAUUCCUUUUCUUUUUAUCCUAAAAAGCUCCCUGGUCCUUGCUGAUGACAAGCAUACUCAUAACAUGAUGUAGAACCACCAUGCUUGAAAAUAUGAAAAGUGGUACUCAGUGAUGGGCUGUAUUAGAUUUGCCCCAAACAUAAUGCUUUGUAUUGAGGUCAAAACGUACAUUUCUUUGCCACAUGUUUUGCAGUAUUACUUUAAUGCCUUAUUGCAAACAGGAUGCAUAUAUUGGAAUAUUUUUUAUUCUGUUCAGGCUUCCUUCUUUUCAUUCUGUAAUUUAGGUCAAUAUUGUGGAGUAACUACAUUGUUGUUGAUCCAUCUCCUUUUAAAAUCACCAUUGGUAUCAUGGUGAAAUCCCUGAGCGGUUUCCUUCCUCUCCGUCAACUGAGUUAGGAAGGACGCCUGUAUCUUUGUAGUGACUGGGUGUAUUGAUGCACCAUCAAAAGUGUAAUUAAUAACUUCACCAUGAUCAAAGGGAUAUUCAAUGUCUGUUUUUUACCCAUCUAACAAUAGGUGCCAUUCUUUUGCGAGUCAUUGGAAAACAUCGCUAGUCUUUGUCAUUGAAUCUGUGCUUGAAAUUCACUGCUCAACUGAAGGACUUUACAGAUAAUUGUAUGUAUGGGGUACAGAGAUGGGGUAGUCAUUCAAAAAUCAUGUUAAACACCAUUAUUGCACACAGAAUUAGUCCAUACAACUUAUCUGACUUGUUAAAGGACAUUUUUACUCAUGAAGUUAUUUAGGCUUGCCAUAACAAAGGGGUUGAAUACUUAUUGACUCCAGACAUUUCAGCUUUUAGUUUUUUAUUAAUUUGUACAAAAUUCUAAAAACAGAAUUCCACUUUGACAUUGUGGGGCAUUGUGUGUAGAUCAGUGACACACAUCUACAUUUUAUCCAUUUUAAAUUCCAAGUUGUAAUACAACAAAAUGUGGAAAAAAUUAAAGGGGUGUGAAUACUUUCUGAAGGCACUGAUUCUUGAAGAAGAAAUGCCUCAUGAGCUUAGUUCAACUGUCCCCAUCAGAACCCAAAAUAUAAGCUUGUUUUGCAAACACUGCAUAGCCUCAAAACAUGGUUCAAACUAUAAUUUAGAAAAUAUCACGGAUGGUCAGUCCUUGCAUCCAUAGCUCUGUCUAUGAAUUUGAGAGCAGUUUACCGAAACAGCGGUUAUUGUUUGAACAGCAGAUUGCCCCUUUAACCAAGCUCCAACCCUCCCCAUGUGCCUUUUUGUGUUCGUUCUUCAACUGUGAAUAAAUAUAAUUUUGGGAUUCUUA